GGAUGUCGGGAAACCCUCUGCCUCCAGUCAGCCGAUGUGCACAUUGGUCCCCACCCACGUCACGAUGAUGUGCGUGUGUGGGUGGGUGCUGUAAAGGCGGUGAUCUACUUUGUCUUCUCUCCCACAGAUGCUGCUGGGCUCGCCUCGCUGUGAUGACGAAAAACACAAGCAGGGCAGCAGAAGCGUGGAUGAAGCCGAGGAUGCAAUGUGGAUCAUGUGUUUGUCGUCUUCAUCUGCUACGUUCGGUGAUGACCUCAUCUUGACUGUCUAGUUUAGCGUCCCCCCACCCCACCCCCGGCCACUUUCUUGAGGUCAACCACCAGCUUGUUUGCAAACAAGACUCGGAUCCUGCAAGGAAGACUUCCCCCCACCCUUGAUGCAUUGAUGCAACCGUUUCAGUGGUGCAACGGCUGCUUCUGUGGUCUGACUCAGGACUAUUCCAACAAGUCGUGCACCAUGCCGCCCAUCACCUUCCAAGACCUGCCUCUAAACAUCUACAUGGUCAUAUUUGGAACGGGCAUCUUUGUUUUCAUCCUCAGCCUCAUCUUCUGCUGCUACUUCAUCAGCAAACUCCGACACCAAGCCCAGAGUGAGCGGUUUGGAUACAAAGAGGUGGUUUUAAAAGGAGAUCCCAAAAGGUUGAAUCUGCAUGGGCAGACGUGCGCCGUGUGUUUGGAGGACUUUAAAGUGAAAGACGAGCUGGGAGUGUUGCCAUGCCAACACGCUUUCCAUCGAAAGUGUCUUGUCAAGUGGCUGGAGGUUCGAUGCGUCUGCCCCAUGUGCAAUAAACCCAUCGCCGGCCCCCCUGAGCAGCACCACAGCAUCGGUACCCUGCUGGAUGAACUGGUGUAACCUAGCAACCGCAUCCCACCUUGGCUGUAGUGAUGGUAGCCACCGGCAGGAUGGAAGGACCAGUGUUUGGCUGCUACGAGGACACCAUAAGAGCACUUUGGGGCUGGCUAACCACCCAGAAAAAGACUCUGCCGAGGGAUGCUGUUGCCUAGCAACCCAACCCUGAGAUGGCAACACGGCGGCACCUUCUUGAUAAUCUUCAACCACCCACACGUCCCUGCUCCACCAGUUUUCUUUCCACAUCUCCCUAUCCACAUAUCUUCAGUUCCUUCCAGUGAGGUCAACAGCUUUUUUUUUCUUUCUUUACAGCCAGAAGUGUUCUAUUGACUCCCGUGAGAAAGUUGAGGCAUUUACACGAGUGUACAUCCAUGUUAUUUGAAGAAGAUGAGAGCAAAGCACUGUAGCAAGGACAUGGCAAAUUUUAUCAAAUGUGGAUAAUAUUUUCCGAAAGGUCAUUUGACUUCAGCUACAAAUCACACACAUACACACUAAUUCAUAGUGUUUUUAAUCAAUGCCCAUUUCGUAACCCUUUAUAGUGCAAGGCACCAUAUUUGCUAAGUCAAACAGGCAUCACUAUUAACCUUGUGAUCUUUCCCAAUCAAUCGGCAAAUAAAGGUAAUGAUAAUACAUCUAUAAAAUAAUAAAAAUAAAUAAUUACAUCGUCACAUACAUAUUUUUAAAAAUAUAUGCACAGAAAAUUCUAUUAAAUCAACAAAUAAUAUAUGAUCAUUUCAUAAAUAUUAAAUAUAAUUCUAAAGAUUAUGAACUGAUAUCAUAAUUGCAUUUUUUAAACUGUUACUUGAGUAACUACAAUAAUUGUAUAUAUGGUUGAAAAUGCCAUAUAAAGGGUUAAUACCACUAGUGUUGUACAUUUACUGUCCCCCCAUAUGUUUUUAUUGUGUUAACGCACACCCACCGACCACAACAUCACCUGCAAAAUCUAAUGAGAUCCAAUUCAAGAGCUAAUCAGAAAUUAUAAUAAUAUAAUAAUAGAUAAUAAUGCUUUAAUUUAACAAUAUACUUAUUAUUGUGCUGGUCUUGUGCUGGUAGCAGCCAGUGGUGUAGAACUGCACUGUGUCACAUGUCGCUAAAUAUUAAAAUAUUAGUAAUAGCUGCGAGUAUGAUGCAGUACAGCUGUAAUUUCACACACCACUGCAUACUACAACUACAAUAAUACAUACAACUGCCUUAUUAUCCAGGCUAGGUUUUUGCAGCUUUUUUGGAUCUCGUUAGAUUGUGCCUGUGCACCCAGAAAUACCCCACUGCAAGAGUUGUGCUGUUCCAUGUUGAAGUAUUUUGAAGAUUAAUGCACUUUGUGUUCAUAUAAAAGACCAUAUCAGCUCGCUGGGAUGACGUGGCUGCAGAGUCUGCAGUAUUUUGUGACAUUAAUGUUGGUGCUUCUAUACAUUCUGUACAUUCCACUGCUGUUUUUUAACUAAAGAAGCAAAACACUGCCUGACCUGAGCACAAAUCUCACAAAAGCACAUUGAUAAUAAUAUUAAGAAAAACACGCCAAACAAGUUCCACAUUUUUGUAAACUAACUGAUGUAAA
Molecule: messenger RNA, 2404 nt
Organism: Doryrhamphus excisus (bluestripe pipefish)
Lineage: Eukaryota; Metazoa; Chordata; Actinopteri; Syngnathiformes; Syngnathidae
Gene: rnf122
Product: ring finger protein 122
Biological process (GO): ubiquitin-dependent protein catabolic process
Cellular component (GO): nucleus
Molecular function (GO): ubiquitin protein ligase activity
Source: RefSeq, a predicted model, not a curated record